Messenger RNA from Bactrocera dorsalis (oriental fruit fly), 856 nucleotides. Its product is annotated as GILT-like protein 3. The coding region runs from base 130 to 792 and encodes 220 amino acids. The record is from RefSeq and is a predicted model, not a curated record. Gene Ontology annotation, molecular function: oxidoreductase activity, acting on a sulfur group of donors, disulfide as acceptor. The transcript is spliced from 5 exons. NCBI's taxonomy places the organism in Eukaryota, Metazoa, Arthropoda, Insecta, Diptera, Tephritidae.
AAUAUGAUGUCCAGUCUGCGUUUUGCUCUGUAACAGUAAAGUGGUCAUAGAAAAGCUGAAAUAAUUCAAAUAAGUACAUAUAUUGAGACAUACAUAUGUACUAUAUAUGUAAAAAGCAACAAAGAGAAAAUGUCAAUGAAACAGUGUACUGCCGUGUUAUCAGUGUUUUAUAUUUUAUAUUUAUUACGUGCAACAAUAGCGCUUCAAGUCCAAUCUUCGGCACAGCCAACGGCAGAUCGACGCUUAAAGGUUGGUGUUUACUAUGAGACGCUUUGUCCGGAUAGCAGGACAUUCAUACGAAAUUCACUUUACGACGCGAUGAUUAUCAACGACUGGCUAAAAUACACGGAGCUUCAACUAGUACCAUAUGGGAAAGUCACGUCUUGGACAGACCCAACUACGAAUAUAACAACACUUUAUUGCCAACAUGGACGCAGCGAAUGUGAAUUAAAUGCACUACAUGCCUGCAUUGUGGAGCACAAUAAUGUGAAUGACCAGAUGAAAUUGAUAAGAUGUCUAUUGACGGGUCAUGCAACAAGUCUGGAUGAGUGUGCUAAAAACUUGGUUAUUGAUGUGAGCGCGGUGAAGGAAUGUAAAUCUACGCGUAGCACUCCAGAUAUAUUGAAAAAGUAUGGGGAAAUGACGGACGCGCUGGACAUAUCUUUCGUGCCAUCAGUAACAUUCGAUGAUAAAUUUGAUCGUUGGCGUCAACGUUACUUUAUAUACAACUUCCCGGUAAUAUUUUGCCGCGAGUACAACAACAAAUUUAAUAUUACCUUACCGCAGUGUUAAUAAAAAGGAAUUUUUUAUUCGAGUAUGUAUGAAAUAAAAGAAAAUAAAGAAAUCUUAAAUCGAA